AUGCAGUCGAAAGGACGCCGACCUUGCAACGGCGAACUGCCAACCCGGCCGAGCCAGAAGCCCAACGUCUACACCGCCGACCUCGUCUGGACCAACCAGGGCGCCAGCCCAGGACUCACCGUCACCCUCGGCGGAACGAACCUGACGGUCUUUGUGGAUCUGGGCAGCAGCGUCUUCUGGGUUCCCGGCGCAGACUGGAAAUGCGUCGACGACAUCAACACAAAGCUCAAACACGUCCCACAAGAAAACUGCGCUCCGGUCGAAGGCGGCACCACUAGCCCAGACUUCACCUUUUCCGGUGGUCAGAUUCCCGGUGCGCGGUUCAAUUCAACUUACAACGCCGGCAAAACCGGCGCACUUGGCAUCAUCGGCUACGAAGAUAUCACUAUCGAUGGAGGCCUCGCCAUUACCAACGUCACGACGGGCGUCGCAACGGGAUGGGACAAUCCGCUCUCUGGCACCGCGUACGGCAUGAUGGGCAUGGGCUUCCCUCCCGCCACCUCAUACUGGCCAGAAUCCGAACUCGAGGCCGUCGGCGGCCAAAUCAAAGACCUGACACACAUCACCCACUACAACCCCGUCGCCAUCCAAGCGGCAGCCGAGGGCGUCAUCGCGCCGAUGUUCGGCUACUACUACGACGGACUCGGCGAGCCGGACGGCACCCACUGCGGACAGAUGACAUUCGGCGGAGAGCCCGACAUUCCCCACGGAGAAUUCACAGCGGACAUUCCCAUCGUGCCAGGUGUGCAACUCUCCGAUCCCUCCCACCCCGUCUUCGACAUCUGGAACAUCCACGUCGACGGCUUCAAAAUCAUCCCUCCGACUCCGGGGGCGGAACCCAUUGUCAUCUCCUACCUCAACGAACCCAACCCCGACGCCCCCGCUGCUAUCCCGGGCUCGGCCUACUGGAACCACACCCACACCCUCGACACAGGCGCCUACUUCUCCGCCAUACCCGACGAGGUCUACUUCGAACUGAUCAAGCACUUCGACCCUCCUCUCAGCAAAGAAGGGAGCACGGCGUGUGAUGCCAAAAUCCCGCAACUGGCGGUCACGGUCGGAGGGAAAGAUGUGUGGUUCAACGAGUCCGGGAUCCUGUACCCGGAGAUUUUCGCUCCGGACGAAGCGCCGGCGUGUGAUUUGGCGAUUAUUCAGACGGAAGGGUUGGGAGCGACGUUGGGAACUCCGUUUUUGAUCAAUGUUGUGGCGGUGCAUGAGUUUGCGGAGGGAACUGUGCCGACGGUGAAGUUUGCGCAGAGGAUUUGGGAGCGCAUUUUCAUUUCCUCCGUCGGUAUGACGAACAUCGAAAACGUUCCCCAGGCUUUUCGCGUUCUUUUUCCCGAGCGGCCGAGAAAGUGA
Messenger RNA from Zymoseptoria tritici IPO323, 1359 nucleotides. RefSeq names its product aspartyl protease. Gene Ontology annotation, molecular function: aspartic-type endopeptidase activity. Bases 1 to 1359 code for a protein of 452 amino acids. Gene Ontology annotation, biological process: proteolysis. The record is from RefSeq and is a predicted model, not a curated record. NCBI's taxonomy places the organism in Eukaryota, Fungi, Ascomycota, Dothideomycetes, Mycosphaerellales, Mycosphaerellaceae. The transcript is spliced from 4 exons.